AUGCGGCAGCAGGGACAGAGGAGGAGAGAGCCAUUGAAGCACAGAGUCAUCGUCACGAAAGAAACCCGAGCCCAAGACAAGCGGUUGAAGGCUGAGCAGUCCAUUAGCAGAGUGGCAUGUGGACGAGUUUAUUUACAUCUGACAGAUGGAGCCCGGUGCGAAGAGGGGGAAGAGAUGUGUGGUAUGUGUGGUAAGGAUGAUCGAGUAGCAGCGCACACGCCGGUAUUACAGCGCGUGUCCGUGGCCGAGCAGGGGAGAGAGGCGCAAGUCCAGCACGACCAGAUAUUGGAUAGUGGAAUCGAUUUCCCAUCUAGUAUCUUAGCCAUAGACAUACCAUAUAGCCUCUCGCAACGUAUCUUUAUAGAAUCUAGGCCCGGUUUAGUCGAAUCAAGAGAUGUGCAUGUCGCGAGUUCCGAGACCGUUUUAGUCAUAAGUUCCAGUCCAAGUUGGACCUUAACAAACAAAGGGUCGGCACGCAGAUGUCUCGAAGCCGUCGCAACAGACGACACCCUAUCGAAGAGUUCGAUGGCCAGUUCGGUCAGUUUUGACCAAGGGAUUUGGACGGAUCAAUUCGAGAGUUGGCAGCGUCAGCAUGAGGCUGGCGAGUCACACACGCGAGCCCAGAUCCGAGCUGAGAGCCAGGACGUGUAUAAGGCGAGUAUCACUAACAUUGUAAAGCUGCUUGAAAGGUUGUCUCCCGAGCUCUGUCAAUCGGUCGCAAGCUACCGCCCCGAGUUCCUUUUGUGGAGUUACGGUGCUGCCGUCCUGUGGCCGGGCACCCUCGUCAUGCCAUUUCCCGAACUGCCGUUUACUACAGAAGGGGCCAAGACCAAGCUAUGA
Molecule: messenger RNA, 840 nt
Organism: Venustampulla echinocandica
Lineage: Eukaryota; Fungi; Ascomycota; Leotiomycetes; Helotiales; Pleuroascaceae
Exons: 1
Coding region: 1-840 (279 amino acids)
Source: RefSeq, a predicted model, not a curated record